Molecule: messenger RNA, 2505 nt
Organism: Tigriopus californicus
Lineage: Eukaryota; Metazoa; Arthropoda; Copepoda; Harpacticoida; Harpacticidae
Exons: 2
Coding region: 264-2426 (720 amino acids)
Biological process (GO): cell differentiation; positive regulation of transcription by RNA polymerase II; negative regulation of transcription by RNA polymerase II
Molecular function (GO): RNA polymerase II cis-regulatory region sequence-specific DNA binding; zinc ion binding; nuclear receptor activity
Source: RefSeq, a predicted model, not a curated record
CCAAUGUCUCCUUUUUAAAGGUGUUGUUUAAGCAUUGUCAGCUGUCAAGUGUCCCAUCUCUGGUUAUGCUGUUACUCAUUCCCAAACAGUCGAACCUGAGGAUGGAGUACAAAUGUACUAUGAAGCGACCAUAACAGAAAAUUGUGUCAGAUUCACUUCAGCUUCAAUGCCGAAGGGAUCAAAUGGAUUUGAGUGCCAACAAAACCUUUCUAUUGCUACGAAACCCCCAUUAAUAACAAUAACAGAUUGGCGCCAAAUUCAAAAUGACUUCUGAAGAUUUUGACUUGUCCCAAGUCAAAGUCCUCAAGGACAACUUAAAGAGGCCCUCGGGCCCCCAAAUGUCCAUGCAGACCGUGUGCCCCAUCUGCAAGUUCAAGUCCAACGACAAGCAUUGCUUCCACUAUGGAGGGGUGAGCUGUUACAGUUGUCGAGCGUUCUUCCGCAGAGCUCACCAAGGCACCAAGGAACCUUCCUUCAAAUGCAAGCGGAACAAUCAGUGCGAUAUCACGGAGAAGACCAGGCGAAAAUGUCAGAAGUGCAGAUACGAGUUGUGCUUGAACGCCGGGAUGGAUCCGUCCCUGGUCUUGGACGACGACCAAAAGAAGGUCCGGUUCCGGAACUACUUGCGGAAGAAGAAGAACAACAAUGUCAAGCCCGGUUUUGAUGGCAGCGAAGAGAGUCCCUCUGUGGAUGGCGAGUCUUCAGCGAGUCCUCUGACAUUGUCGCAAAUUGCCCCGUUGGAACCUGCCAAAUCCGGAGGUUCCCCACCUAUGUAUGACUAUGUUCUUUUGAACGGGCCCGGCGCUAACUUUAACUACCCGACCACUGCCCCUGGGGUGGUUCCCAUGGACGAGACCAAAGACUUGGAUGUGAACGAGAAGUCCAUGGACGAGUUGGUGGACUCAAUGCAACAAAUCUACUUUUUAGCCAUGGCUCAGAUCCACAUUUCGCCCAAGUUCAUCCAAGAUCUGGUGGAAUUUCACUCCAGUGAGAAUUCCAACUUGUCCAAGUUUGACUUUGGCGAGCACAUUUUUCGGAUUGGCACGCACUUCAAGCAAUUCGCUCACAAUCAAAAACAUUUCAAGGCCUUGGGACGGGCGGAUCAGUUGUCUUUAUUGGAGAAGAACACGUCCUUGUUCGUCCUGUACAUCCUUGCUCAAUACUUCGGGGCCUUCACGGGCGAAGAGCAACUCCAAUGGCUUUUGGACGUCAACAUGCCCCAGAACUAUUCGAACUCCAAGCCCCAGCAGAUCAGCUUUCCGGUCUUUAAUAAGCGAUUAGGAAUCUUCAAGCCCUCCGUCUUUGAUAAAUCAGUGAGCGAUAGUGAUUUUGAUGUACACGCGCAAAAGAUUGCCAAAGUUGGAAUCACGCUUCGGUUUUCGGGCAUUGUGGCCAAUCUGAUCCUCUUCAACAAUGGCACCCAAAUGCACUUGGACCAUCGGCCCUCCAUUCAAAAACAGUUUGACGAGGCCCUGGAUCUCUUGCGACACGCCCACCAACAGAUCGACUCUCACAUCUCUUUGCAGGAUAUCCUUUCCAUGAUCCGCAACCUGGACCACCUCCAGGGCGUGUUCAACACCAAUGCCGAUUGGCAAACCGAGUGUGGAUCCGACAGUUGUCCCAAUCUCCCUUACAUCGACCUGAAGCUUCCCUACACCAAAGAAGAGGAGAGCUGGGUCGAGCAACAGGUCUCCUGGUUCCAGGAAGCAUUUGUGUCAAUGCCCAUUGCCAAGGAGCUGAUCCAGGACUUUUUUAGCUACACCUUUCAUAAUACCAUUCCCCCCCGGAUCAUCAAGGAGGGCUACCAGUUCUUCAGCGACCGCAUGAGUCGCUCCAUGCACCUUCACCAGGAGUUUGUCGAGCUCACUCCACAACAAAAGAAAGAUCUCUGGAGAUGCAACUCCAUGAACGCCAUGGCCAUUUGCUUUGCCCGCCUUGAAGCCUGUGAUCACGGCUACGGGCAGGCCAAGAUCCUCUUUGGUGGCCUCGCCGAUGAGAACUCCAUCAAGCAACGCAUCAUGGCCUUUGCCCUACCCCACCUGAUCAAGAAGUGCAGCGUCCGACAAGUCAACAAGAGCAUGCCCGUGCUCAACUCGGAGGAGGUGGAACAGUAUUGUGCCGUGGUGGAACGCAUGAAGAAGGUCCUACUCGACGACCUCGCGUUCAAACUGAUCCUGAUCAUUGUGUUGUUCCAGGGGGAUUUCGCCAAGGACAGUCCUUUGGCCCGCAAACGAGAUGCAUACACCAAGUUCCUCGAGAGACGCCUGCGGAAACAGGGUCUCUUGGGGCUCCUCGAGGAGCAGGUCAAGAAUUCAAACGAGGAGCUCGUUGGGAUCAAAGUGAUAAUGCAGACCAUCUGGAGAAUGAGGCCCCUCAUCUACAAGCUGAACAACACCGUGAUCCAACUCAAUCAUAUGAGUACUUGAGACAGGACCAACGAUGAUUCUGCUUGUGUCGCUGGUUACUGCAGGUUUUAUUAAGAAAAUAAACACAUCUAAAUAUUCA